AUGUCAGACGUCAUCAGAAGGUACGAUCCUACCCCCUGCGAGCAGACACAUCAGAAAACCAGCAAGAGGGUCCAUUUUGUCAGAAACUUAAUCAGGGAAGUUGCUGGGUUUGCUCCUUAUGAGAAAAGAAUUACGGAGCUUCUCGAAGUCGGAAAGGACAAGCGUGCUCUGAAAGUGGCAAAGCGAAAGUUAGGGACACACAAGAGGGCCAAGAAGAAGCGUGAGGAGAUGGCUAAUGUUCUGAGGAAGAUGAGGUGA
Musa acuminata AAA Group (dessert banana) is the source of this 258-nucleotide messenger RNA. Its product is annotated as large ribosomal subunit protein eL36x-like. The transcript is spliced from 2 exons. Lineage: Eukaryota; Viridiplantae; Streptophyta; Magnoliopsida; Zingiberales; Musaceae. Gene Ontology annotation, cellular component: ribosome; cytosolic large ribosomal subunit. The record is from RefSeq and is a predicted model, not a curated record. Bases 1 to 258 code for a protein of 85 amino acids. Gene Ontology annotation, molecular function: structural constituent of ribosome. Gene Ontology annotation, biological process: cytoplasmic translation.